CUAUGAAAUUGUAUCAGUCAUCAAGAAUGAAUUUGAUUAAAUAAAACGAACACUUUAAGUUCAUGUGGAAGACUGUUCCAUAACGUUGGAUCUCGUAAUGCAGAUUAAACAGUUUUAUAACAGAUAAGAAAUAUUAUUUAUCGAAUAGUGAUAUUGUUAUUAUCAUAUUAUUAAGCUUAUUCUCGUGCAAUAAUAAAUUCUAAUACAGAAGAGUACAAAUUAAAUCUUUAUUAUUGACAGGAUGUUUGUAUACCUAAGUAAAAAGAUAGCAAUACCAAAUAAUUUUCGAUUAAACUGUAUAGCAUGGAAUCAAAAAGAAGGUUAUAUAGCUGUUGGAGGAGAAGAUGGCCUUUUGAAGGUACUUAGAGUCGAUUCCAAUGUAAGUGGAUCUACCAAUAGUGGAAAAUCUCGAAAUUUAACUGCUGCUAGUAAUCUGAGUAUGAAUCAGACCUUGGAAGGACACAAUAGUCAUGUACAAGUUGUUACUUGGAACGAACAGCAUCAGAAAUUAACUUCCAGUGAUCAGAAUGGCGUAAUUAUAGUUUGGAUGUUGUAUAAAGGAUCUUGGUAUGAUGAAAUGAUAAACAACUGUAAUAAAUCGGUAGUUAAAGGAAUGGCAUGGAGUUCCGAUGGUCUAAAAAUUUGCAUAGUAUACGAAGAUGGAGCAGUCAUCGUGGGUUCUGUGGAUGGUAACAGAAUUUGGGGAAAGGAAUUGAAGAAUGUAUCUCUUGCUGCUGUACAAUGGUCUCCAGAUGGGAAGCUUUUAUUAUUUGGCUUGAAAAAUGGGGAAGUUCAUCUUUAUGAUAAUCAAGGUGUAUUUUUAACAAAGUUACAUAUCAUAGCGCUUAAUACUAGUCAAAUUCAAACAAUAGUAUCCUUAGAAUGGUACGAUGGAAGAAAUGGUUAUAUCGGUUUAGACUGUCCUACUUUGAUUAUUUGCUACAGAAACGGUAGAAUACAACUUAUGAGAGACGCAAACGACGAUAAUCCGAUCAUAAUAGAGACUGGUAUGACAGCAGCAUGGUGUUGCUGGAAUAGUUGUGGAUCUUUGUUAGCGGUGACAGGAAUUAUGCCGUUGCCAGGUAACGGCGAGACGAAGGAUGCAAAUGUCAUUCAGUUCUAUACUCCGUUUGGUAAACACACGAAAACUCUAAAAAUACCUGGUAGAGAGGUAACGUGCUGCGCAUGGGAAGGAGGAUCUCUCAGAGUAGCUUUGUCAGUUGAUUCUCACAUAUAUUUUGCAAAUAUCCGUUUAGAUUACAAAUGGACUUAUUUCAGUAACACAGUGGUAUAUACGAACGAGAAGAUUGGCAAAGAUGGUAUCUGCAUAGUGUUCUGGAAUACUAUUAACAAUACGUGUUGCACGAAAUACGUGAAAGCGUUAGUAUCGAUAGCUUCGUACGGAGACCACUGUGUUCUGGCAGUGAAAAACGAUCUUGUACAAGGGUCUGAACAAUUUGCCCUUCUAGUUUGUAACUCGAUAGCCACUCCGAUAGAUACGAAAUUUACAGAUUUAGAACCGCUGUGGGUUACCAUGACCAAUAAUACCGUUAUCACAGCGUCAAAAAAUAAUUUUUUAGUAUGGAAUCAUCGUACUCCCCGCAACACCAUGUUACAUGCAGGCCGGAUUAAAAAAGAUAAGAUUUAUCAUAUCGACGAAACUCCAACCGGAGUGACGGAAGUUAUUCAAGACUUAGAUAAAGAUAGAUCGUUCGAAACACCCAUUAAUACUAAAGCCACUAUGGAUCCUAUUUGUUGUUUAUAUGCCACCGAGAAGAUUUUGUUGAUCGGCAGAGAAUCAGGAAUGAUUCAGCGGUACUCGUUACCGCAAAUAACUCUGACAAACAGGUACAAUUCGUCGUGUAAAUUAUAUAAAAUUGCGAUCAAUUGCGACUCGUCACGCGCGUCGCUUAUGGACACGAAUGGCAUACUAACCAUGUUAGACUUGGACAUCGAUUCGAAGAAAAGCUUGAAAAAUGGAGAGGCAGAGGAUGACAUAAACAAAUUUGAAAGGAAAGAUGUUUGGGCCAUGUGUUGGGCGCAGGAUAAUCCAGCUCUGUUGGCGAUCAUGGAAAAGACCAGAAUGUACGUGUUAAGAGAAUUUGAUCCCGAGGAACCGAUAUCGUGUACCGGAUACAUUUGUUCGUUCCAGGACUUAGAAAUACGUUGCGUGUUGUUGGACGAUCUGAUGCAAAAGCCAGAAGAUACAAAGAACGAGUUGAUAGUCGAUCUAGAAGUAAAAUCUUUGAGGGACACGAGAGAAUUAUUAACGAAAGUAGGGUUGAAGGAAGCUAACAAUUUUAUACAAGACAAUCCUCAUCCACGAUUGUGGCGCUUAUUGGCCGAAUCAGCAUUGCAGAAAUUGGAUUUGGAGACCGCGGAAAAUGCGAUGGUACGUUGUACCGAUUAUUUGGGUAUACAGUUUAUAAAACGUUUGCAAAACGUGCACAACGAUCAGUUGAAGAGAGCAGAGGUAGCAGCGUUUCUUGGCAACUACGACGAAGCGGAGAAACUGUACUUGGACAUGGAUCGAAGGGACCUCGCGAUAUCGUUGCGUCAAAAAUUGGGCGAUUAUUUCCGCGUGAUACAACUAAUGAAAAUGGGCAUCGGUGGUUCCGACAAACAAAUGGAACACGCUUACAACAAAAUAGGCGAGUACUACGCCGAGAGGCAGAAUUGGGAAGGUGCACGGGAAUAUUACGAAAAGAGCAGAAACUUGGAGAAGUUGAUCGAUUGUUAUUACAAAUUGGAAGACUUUGUUCAAUUGGCAGGAACGGUGCAACAGUUGCCGGAUAAAAGUCCUCUGUUAAAAACGGUCGCGAGAAUGUUAGCGUCCGUGGGUAUGUGUUCUCAAGCCGUUGCAGCUUACAUAAAGUACGGAGACGUGAAACUGGCUGUAGACACGUGUGUUCGGUUAAAUCAUUGGGAUCAAGCGGUAGAAUUGGCGAAGACUUACAAGAUGGCUCAAAUAGGCGAACUGUUGAACAAGUACGCCAACCAUCUUUUAUCGAAUGGCAAGAGAUUACAGGCGAUAGAGUUGUACAAGAAAGCGAAUUACAAUCUGGAGGCAGCGAAACUGUUGUUCCAGUUGGCCGAAGAACAGGCCAAGAGUCGAACGAACCCAUUACGCACGAAGAAGAUCUACGUCCUCGCGGCUUUGCUGAUCGAAGAUCACAUCAAUAUCACGCCCGCGACUAAGGGCGGUCGUAGUAACAUCGUGAUGGGUUUAACGGAGAACAAUGAAGACACGCGCGUGAUAGAGAAUGCCUGGAGGGGCGCGGAGGCGUAUCACUUUCUUUUAUUGGCGCACAGGCAGAUAUAUUCAGGAAACUUCGACGCGGCUAUGAAAACUGCUUUGCGUCUCAGAGAAUACGAGGAUAUUCUACAGCCCGAGGAUAUUUACUGCUUGCUCGCGCUGUCGAGCGCCGUUAAUCACGCUUUCGCUGUCUGUUCGAAGGCAUUCAUCAAGCUGGAGUCACUGGAGAUUAUCUCGGAAUCGGCCAGAGAAGAAUACGAGGAUCUAGCGGUGGAUAUCUUUACCAAGCACAGUCCAAAAGACGUUCGUAAUUCGAAAGCUGAAUGCGCAAAUUGCGAGACUUUGAUACCUGACUGGUGCGUCGCGUGUCCUAACUGUUCGACCAGAUUUCCUCCUUGUAUCAUUUCCGGAAAACCACUGAUGGAUCUCGGUAAUGCUUGGAUAUGUACCGUUUGCAGGCAUCAUGUCGCCACGGAACGCGAUGUCGUUAAUAUUAAUGCUUGUCCCCUGUGUCACAGCACAGUUACAUAUAUGUAAUUUACGCGGUUGAAAACGUAUCGACUAUGCAUAGUAAAAUAAACAUUUGUUACUUGUAGUUUAACGAACGAACGCGGUUGCAGCUGACUAUGCACAUUGAUCGUGUAGAGAGCACGUGUUGUGCCUUGAUACAUAUGUAUAUCGCUUAAAAGUAAUUUUUCGACACAUCACAUAAGUUUAAUGCACGAAACGUUGUUGAAAAUGUUUAUUUUUGAUCUCAUUUUUGCGUAUCGCGUCUGAAAUAUCUUUUGCGUUUAUUGCAAUACUUAUUCUAAACUAAAAGAUACACGAAUAUUUAUGAACUAGAUCUACUGAAAAAAACAGACUGUUAAUGCCGUCCAAUAUUUUUAUUCGAAAUAAUAAGUGUUAUAAAUGUAAGUAAGUUUACAUUAAAAGUAUUUUAAACUA
Messenger RNA from Megachile rotundata (alfalfa leafcutting bee), 4201 nucleotides. RefSeq names its product intraflagellar transport protein Oseg4 (gene Oseg4). Lineage: Eukaryota; Metazoa; Arthropoda; Insecta; Hymenoptera; Megachilidae. Gene Ontology annotation, molecular function: protein binding. The record is from RefSeq and is a predicted model, not a curated record. Gene Ontology annotation, cellular component: non-motile cilium; intraciliary transport particle A. Gene Ontology annotation, biological process: protein localization to cilium; non-motile cilium assembly; intraciliary retrograde transport.